Molecule: messenger RNA, 345 nt
Organism: Geodia barretti
Lineage: Eukaryota; Metazoa; Porifera; Demospongiae; Tetractinellida; Geodiidae
Source: the annotation of a GenBank genome assembly
AUGGGACAAAUAAUAAGGGUUUAUACCGGCAGUGACAACGAGAGCCAUUUCGAGGAACUUACCCCGGAUCAAUUCGCCGACAUCGCCAACAACGUCGGCACCGGCGACCUCACCGUCGGCCGCCGCGAAUCACCCAGUUUUUCCGAUUACCACAACGCUCCCCGCCGGCAGUACGUCGUGAACCUCAACGGCAUCGCCGAAUUCGAGGUCGCCGACGGCACCACCGUGCGCAUGUUCCCCGGCGACGUACUCGUUGCCGAGGACCUCACGGGACACGGCCACAUCGCUCGAAGCAUCGGCGAUGAUUUCCGCGUCUCCCUGGCAGUGCCCCUGGCUGAAGGCUAA